AUCCGCCGCGCUAAACUGGAUUAACCGCAGCCCUACGUCACUGACAGCUAACGGAACCAGACAUCACGAAGGUCACAGUUCGCCUCCUAUCCCAUUAUUGCUCCUGGGAAGCACACAGCUGGGAAAUGGCUAAACGAAACUUUGUUCGCUGGUGGAGACGAGUUGCCCCAGCUUUCUUCUGUCCGCAGUCUCCUACAUCUAUUCUGACCCACCCAACUGACCCGAUUUGGAGAUAUGUUGUCUGCUUUAAACAAAACUACUACAUCUACAUUUCACCUCACCUUAUUGACAAAUUGCGGGCAUCGCCAUGUCCACCGCGAUGGCUAUUGAGCCCCGGCAGCAACCGGAUCGUACUGAGAGUCUUGCCUCUUCAGCCGCAACGCAUGUAGCUCGUCCCAGACCGUCAGGAUCAAUCUCUGACCAGGCUAGCCGUGGUGAUACACGCGCGUCCACGAACCCAUCUAGCUAUGUAAAGUCGUUCGACGUUCCCUCAGCGGAUCGAAAGUUGGCGUCAGCUGGCGCUGCUGCCAGCUUGGCACAUGCAGGAUACACGACUCGCGAGAUAAACAAGGUCGAGACUGAGCACCCUUUAAGGAACCCCCAGCUUACUUCCACAAGCUCCCAAGCUGCAUGCCAAGCAGUGAGAACAACACAAAAGAAGCCUACCAGCCAUGAGAAAGAGCCGCCCAGGAAAAAUGCAGGGGCAAGGCUCGCAGCGACCGGUGCAUUGUCUAAGAGUCGCAAGAGAGCAGUAUCAGCCCCGCCAGUGCCCAACGACAGCAGCCACUUAACCCACGCAGUGACCGCAGCUUCUACAUCCCACAAAAUGUCUUUCAGACCAGCAACGGUACCGGAGGAGACUCGGGCUGAGACUCCAUUGGACAUCGGAAAGGUUCAUGAAGCCGCUAUGGUAAAUGCCCGACGCGAUCUCCAACCCGAGGCCGAAGACAACAUACAUGAAAGGGCAGUGAUGAUGGCGCGGCAAAUGUUUUCAGCCAUGCCUCAAGUGGAGACCACCACGGCUUCCAUAAAUUCCCGCCGUCCGCUAUCUUUGCAUGAGACUGCCCAAAGAUUAGCUUCGGAGAAGUUAGACAUGAUGCAUGACGAACAAAAGGCCUUUAGAGAUUACUAUAGUGCUGCAAUCCCCCCACCAAAGCGCCACCGCUCGCUUCAUUCAAAAUUCGGGAAGCGUGCUACCAGCGAUAGCGGCGUGACAGACAUUGACAAUGAACAAUCUGAGGAGAUCCGAUCGCAAAUGACAAUUUUCCGUAGGAGAAUGGCCAGGGUUGAUGCUGAGAAAAUGGCCCGCGACCAUGAGGCUCUGAUGAAUGCCGCGACAAGGAAUGCAGAAGCUGUGAUAGAUGACGUUGAUAGGCGUAUUUAUGAAUCUACAGGAAGGCCGCAACCUCGUGUGACAGAGAAACUUAUAUCCCGUCCAGUUGAAAAUGCGAAUGUUGUCCCUAUUGGUGCAGGGCAGUUCGUCACCCAAAAGGAUGUUAGCCGUGUUACAAGAUCAAAGGCCAAGCCCACCAUCGAAGACGUCAUGAGACGACUUGAGGAACAGAGAGCUAGGGUGAUAGAGGAAGAGCUGGAUGAGCGGGAGGCACUUCGGCAGCGAGAGCUAGAGAAAGAAAGGGAGAAAGAAGCGAGGAAGUGCGUACAAGAAGUGAAAGAAGAGGAAAGGAAAAACGCCAAGACACAAAAGGAAUCAAAGAAGCUUUUGCGUCGCCUCAGCAAGUCCUCACGGGGCGGGUUAUUCCGACGCAAAUCCGCAAAGGCCCGUGGGAAGGUUCCGGCUAGAGAGGAGGAGGCCCCAGCCUCGGGUGCCCUGACUGAUCACCGAGCUCCGCAAGAUGAAGAAGAGGACGACUGGGUUCAAGUUCCAGAGAAACAAAGUCCCCCAAGAUCCCAGCCUACCACCUCCAGUGCGGGAGAAUCGUCCCAGUCCAUAUUUUUGGAACCGCCGCGUGAAAGUUUGUCCCGGCACGCAACUACCGCUUCCAACAAAACACAAUCUGGCGGUUCGGAAAAAUCCAGCUCGAGGUCGAAAUUGUGGUCUAGGAAGAAGCGAGAAAGUGCGGAGGGCGAGCCCAGUCCGCCCAGCAAGGCGGGCGAUGCCGGUCGUGCGUCAGGAAGCGAGAGUGAGAGGCGGAAAAGCGCACCCGCAACCGCUCCUACUGUAGCUCCCUUGGCCGCGCCUUCGGAUGGAACACAGGCUACAAACAACAGCCCUUCAUCCAUUUCAGCCAGGCCGGUCUGGAGCUCAUCUACAGAAAGCUCAAGAGUCAUUAGCGAGAGGAAGAAACAGCAGGAAGGAGGAGGAGGAGUCCUGAGAAGGCGGUCGAUGAAGACCAAAUGGCAUCUUCGUUUUUUCGUUAAAUUAGCGCGGAGGCCUCGUUUGGGAGCCGGUCCGGGUUCGUUUGAAGUGCAACGCGAACGUCCUGUUGUUCAAACUACCGCCCCGGCCCCACCAGCUGCUGCGAGUCUUAAUACUGGAUCAGAGGUCACGUCCGAGCCUCUUCAGACCAUACCGUCUCAGAAAUCAUCGACUGAUACCCCGACAAAUCCCUCUAAAUUCACGGAGAACCUGUGAUUUUCAACUUGGGCAUAUCACCGCGAAACAAAUAGUGCAACUAUUUAGCGUCCUAUCUCUUUCACACGCUCGCGCUAGGGGGGAGUUCGGUUUUAUAAUCUUUAUUUUGCCCUGUUCCUUUUUUUUUUUUUUUUUUUUUUUUUUUUUUGCAUUCCUUGCUCUCAAUUGUCCGGUAAAUAGCACGCCGAUAUCACUCAUCGAAUUUUGCAAAUGUUCGAGGCUUCCUUUUCGUCUUUUUUAUCUUUUUAUCUUUUUCCUGUUUCACCCACCCUUUGGUCUAUUCAGUGCCAUCUUCGAGGUUGAAACUGUUUUUCGACAACCCCAAUUGAGUGACCAGUGUGAAUUGCGAAGGGUUUCCGGCUUAUAUCGAGGCGUUGAGGCGCUACAGUUAUCGCUAGUUAUGUUGCUGCUUGAUUCGAAACAUUAAUAUGGAAGAAGGGAAACGGAAGUAUACCAUGUGGUAUGCCUAAUAAUAAUAUGGGUCAUGUUGGCGUUUUCAAGGUUUGGGAGUUACAAGGAACAAAAUUGGUGAUCUUCUGCUGGUUUCACUACUGAUGCUUUCCAUUUCUCGAUCUUUUACACCGGCGACUGCCCCGAUGAUGUUUUUAUGCUGAAGUUAGUGUUCAAUUUCGCUUGUUUCCGGCUUCUGACCAAAAUUAGCUGAGAGUUACGCUGGAUAAGGUUGCUAUUCCCCCCUUAAUAAAGUGCUAUAAAGUGGUGUCGCUAAUGUAAUAAUAAUCUAUUUACUAGUUAGGGGGGUAAUUCAUAAUUAAUAUAAUUUUUUUCAAAAACUAAUUGCAAUUGUUAUAUAG
Messenger RNA from Blastomyces gilchristii SLH14081, 3405 nucleotides. RefSeq lists its product as uncharacterized. Lineage: Eukaryota; Fungi; Ascomycota; Eurotiomycetes; Onygenales; Ajellomycetaceae. The coding region runs from base 308 to 2593 and encodes 761 amino acids. The record is from RefSeq and is a predicted model, not a curated record. Gene Ontology annotation, biological process: eisosome assembly. The transcript is spliced from 4 exons.